This is a messenger RNA of Talaromyces proteolyticus, 862 nucleotides long. RefSeq lists its product as uncharacterized. Lineage: Eukaryota; Fungi; Ascomycota; Eurotiomycetes; Eurotiales; Trichocomaceae. The record is from RefSeq and is a predicted model, not a curated record. Bases 74 to 646 code for a protein of 190 amino acids. The transcript has 3 exons.
UGAGAAUCCGCGCGCAUAAUUAUGUGCAUCUUAGAGUACUAAACAUGUCACUACCUAUUAAUAAGGAUGUCACAUGAUCCGCGCUCCUUCCUGGUCUCUAUUCUCUCUCUCCUCUUCUGUAUACUACAUCGACUUUCUCUUCACUUGUUCUGUGUUCACCAGCACUUCUGCUCGCUGCCACCAUCAAUUGAUAUUACAGACACAUCCACCCACGCACAAGCGAAACAUGAUCAUCCAACGCCAUCGCGGCACCUGCCCGGUCGUCGCCUACAUCUAUAGCAUCAACGUGGGUGAUGUACUCGUCAAAGAAAAGGUCCCUUUGAUCAGAUGCCUCCUCCUCCUCCCCCUCCCCCUGCAGCGUCAUCCAAGUAGCCACCCUUCUCAUACCACCAAGCAGGAUUCACAGCAUGCGCUUGUGAUGAUGGGUGGCCGAGAGUUGAGGUAUGUUGCGCGUCCUAGUUCCCACAGUCGACGCCGCGUUUGGGAUCUAUACGAUUUUGGACAAUCCGAAUUCCGACUUCCUGACUUUCAUAACUACCUUGAUACGCUAUGGCAUCAGCUGCUGGUAAUAUUGCCAAGCUCGGAAAGUUGUUCAAGGCGCAUGACACGUUGCAGACGAUCAUUAGUAUUUGCAACAAGCGGGUAGAUUCUGUUUGCACGUUCACAAUUGUUAGCAUAUCAUAAAUAGGUUGUAUACGAAAUCCACCACCGUACGCAUCAUUGAUUUAAUGAGACAGGGUUUUCCACGAGCCAUGUACUAAUUACAUGCCAUUCUCAUGGCAUCAUUGGAACAUAUGAUUUAUAUAGAGAAUUGCUAAACAAUAACAUCAGCGAUAUUGUUAUUAUUUCGAACAUACUGAUA